AUGGAGGUUUGGUUUCUUCUUGAUGCAUCCAUAUUGGCAAUAAUCAGCAAACCAACACUUGCUGUAAUCUUCCAACCAAGCCCUUGGCAGCUUUCUCAUGCCACCUUCAAUGGUGACGAGACUGCCUCCGAGACCAUGGGGGCAGCUUGUGGGUAUGGAAAUUUGUUUGUAAAUGGAUAUGGAACAGAUACAGUAGCCUUGAGCUCAACUCUGUUCGACAAUGGGUACGCUUGUGGGAGCUGUUACCAGAUAAAGUGCUAUCAAUCCAAGUGGUGCUUUAGUGGGGUCCCAUUCACCACAGUCACAGCUACAAACCUCUGCCCUCCAAACUGGUCUCAGGACUCUAACAAUGGUGGGUGGUGCAACCCACCUCGAGUCCACUUCGACAUGUCCAAGCCUGCUUUCAUGAAGAUUGCUCAGUGGAAGGCCGGCAUUGUCCCUGUUAUGUACCGCAGGGUACCGUGCAUAAGAAGUGGAGGGCUUCGAUUUUAUUUCCAAGGAAACGCGUAUUGGUUGCUGGUGUAUGUAAUGAACGUGGGAGGUGGAGGAGAUAUAACUCAGAUGUGGGUGAAAGGAAGCAAAACAGGGUGGAUAAGCAUGAGCCAUAACUGGGGAGCUUCGUACCAAGCUUUUGCAACUCCGGGAAGCCAAUCUCUUUCUUUCAAAAUCAUCUCCUACUCAACAAAGGAGACUAUAAUUGCCUGGAAUGUUGCUCCUGCAAACUGGGCUGUGGGAUUGACUUACAAAACCAAUGUCAACUUCCAUUGAUGUAAAUUCUUUCACAAAUGGCUCUUCUUCUUCUUGUUCUCAAUACACUACUACAGUAUUUUGUUAAUCACUUCGUUUAUGGAGAAUCUCACUGUCUCCUUAU
Messenger RNA from Juglans regia (Persian walnut), 871 nucleotides. Its product is annotated as expansin-A7-like. Gene Ontology annotation, biological process: plant-type cell wall organization. The transcript is spliced from 3 exons. The record is from RefSeq and is a predicted model, not a curated record. The coding region runs from base 1 to 768 and encodes 255 amino acids. Lineage: Eukaryota; Viridiplantae; Streptophyta; Magnoliopsida; Fagales; Juglandaceae. Gene Ontology annotation, cellular component: extracellular region.